AUGGCCACCUUUAAAGUCUCGCAGGAAGAUUUGUUCCUUCUGGAGCAUUGGCAAGAAGACUCCUCGCUAUCUACUGAUGCUCAACGGGAGGAAAUCUUCGCUAAAUAUGUGGCACUCGGACCGUAUCGAAUGCAGCAGGAAGGACUAAGGAAGCAAUCUGUACGAGAACUUCCACCACAUAGUCAAGACCUCUUGGAUCGUAUCCGCCUACCCACUGAGCGGAAUUUGAAAGGUGAUACUUGUUGGCUUCGUACCUACUAUGACCCUUCCUCAGAAGUCUCUUGGGCUCAGAUUCAAAAUUACAUUGAUUCCAUGAUUGUUAUCCCACCUAAAGUUUACAACGACUCAUCCUUGUACAACUUCGGUUCCAACUGGGAAAAGAUUUUCCUUCGUGCUCCACAGCUACUCGAUAGUGAUGAUUUGUUUGAAGAAUAUGAGGAAUAUAUUCAGGAGGCCCUGGAAGGGAGAAUUGAGCGUGAGAGUGGUGAUGCCCAGCGAGCCGAGGAAGACGGAUAUGACCCAGUGGAAGAUGAAAACCCUUGGAUAUGCUUUUUUGCGCAGUACCUCUUCCGACUAGUAAGAGGGCGCAUCUAUAUUGUUGAUGAAACAUCUUUUGCCACCGAAGGUCCCGACGCAGGAACCGUCCUCGUGGUGUGGUACGACGAGUGUGGACGGGAAAUCCGUUACUAUCGCGAGGAAGCGAUGCAAGCAGCGGAAAUGGCGAAUGUUGAUCUUUGCUAUAUCAACGAACAUGCGUGUUGGACGAAUGCAGAGAUUGGAGAAUCCUAUGAAUGGGGCGCACCCUUAGGGCCCCCCUACAGUAUGGUGGACCAGUAG
Penicillium verhagenii is the source of this 837-nucleotide messenger RNA. RefSeq lists its product as uncharacterized. The record is from RefSeq and is a predicted model, not a curated record. The transcript has 3 exons. NCBI's taxonomy places the organism in Eukaryota, Fungi, Ascomycota, Eurotiomycetes, Eurotiales, Aspergillaceae. The coding region runs from base 1 to 837 and encodes 278 amino acids.